Messenger RNA from Triticum aestivum (bread wheat), 1624 nucleotides. Its product is annotated as disease resistance protein RGA5. Lineage: Eukaryota; Viridiplantae; Streptophyta; Magnoliopsida; Poales; Poaceae. Gene Ontology annotation, molecular function: ADP binding. The record is from RefSeq and is a predicted model, not a curated record. The coding region runs from base 215 to 1471 and encodes 418 amino acids. The transcript is spliced from 3 exons.
CAGAUGCAUAUCAUCGCGUACUACUCUGUUCGUUCCUCUCCUUAUUUCGCACAUGCAGAGGCAUUUCCUCUCCUCCGACUCCGAAAAUCGUACUGCGAGCUCUGCUCGCCGCCGGCCGUACGGCCACCACCAGUGAGCAGCCAGGGGCAUCUCCUCCGAGCACGCGUUGCAACUUUCAGAGGAGCAUAACCAGGAGCCAAGAUAAACGGUUGCGAUGGACAGGAUAUUGGUGAGUGCUUCCACAGGCGCGAUGAACUCCGUCUUGGGUAAGCUGGCCAAUCUCAUGGGGGAGGAGUUCGCCAAGCUCAAAAACCUCCGGAAAGAGGUCAAGUUCGUCAGCGAUGAACUUGCCGGCAUGAAGGAUGCACUUGAGGGGCUUUCUUAUCUGGAUGAGCUAGAUCCACAAACCAAGAGAUGGAGAGACAUCGUCAGGGAGAUGUCGUACGACAUCGAGGAAAUCAUUGAUGACUUUAUGCAAAACAUUGGAGGCACCGACAAAAGUGAUGGGUUCGUCAGCAGCACGAUUCGACGCCUCAAAACUUUGACGGCUCGACAUCGAAUUGCUCGACAAAUCGAGGACGUAAAGAAACUUGUUCUCGAGACAAGUGCACGGCGUCACAGGUAUAAGAUUGAUACCUCCUCAUCAAGCAAUGUGGCCAUUGACCCACGUGUUGCCACGCUCUAUGAAAACGCAGCUAACCUUGUUGGUGUUGAAGAGCCAACGAAUGAGCUUAUUAACUUGCUAAGUGAAGGGGAGAAGAAGUUGAAAGUGGUAUCUAUUGUGGGAUUCGGAGGUCUAGGCAAAACAACACUUGCCAAUGUGGUAUAUGGUAAGCUCAAGGGUGAAUUUAGCAGCUGUACUGCUUUUGUGCUAGUGUCUCAAAAGCCAGACAUCCCAAAACUUCUUCGUGGUUUACUAUCACAACUUGGGGUAGAACCAUCUAUUCACGCAUGCGAGUCACAUCUUAUCGACAUGCUCAGGGAACAUCUAAAAGAUGAGAGGUACUUGAUUGUAAUUGAUGAUAUAUGGGAUGUAUCAGCCUGGGAUAUUAUCAAAUGUGCUUUUCCAGAAAAUAAUCUUGGGAGCAGAGUAAUAACUACUACUAGAAUUCAGGUGGUGGCUAAGGCAUGUUGUUUCCAUGGACAUGAUCACAUUUUAGAAAUGAAGCCCCUCAACGACAAAGACUCGAUAAGACUAUUUUUUGGCAGGAUAUUUGGUUCUGAGGAAGCUUGCCCUCGCCAUCUUAGAGAUGUUUCGGUUGAAAUUCUUAAAAAAUGUGGUGGUUUGCCUCUUGCAAUUGUUACUAUAUCCAGCAUGCUAGCCAGCAAAGAUUCCAUCCAAAAGGAAAGGUGGGAACAUGUAAGGAGUUGUUUAGGCUCAUUAACAAAUCUCACGUUGGAAGGAGUUAGGCAAAUCUUAAACCUUAGCUACAGAGAUCUUCCACUUCAUCUACAACAAUUGAUCCCUUGAAUCUCUUAGCCGUGUGCGGUGCCCCCCUCCAUCAUAGUCCACCUCGAUAAUAUCAUAGUGGUGCUUAGGCGAAGCCCUGCGUCGGUAGAAUAUCAUCAUCGUCAUCACGCCGUCGUGCUGACGGAACUCUCCCUCAAAGCUCGGCUGGAUCGG